AAUUGAGUAGUGACUACAUGGAAGUGAUGGGGAAACGGGUUUUUUUGUGUCUUCAGGAUGUUGACCUCAAAGCAUGUCAGGAAGCUUUGGAUGACUGCUUUCCACAUCAAGGACAUGAUCAACUCAAACAGGAGGAAGACAUAAAUCAAAGCACCUGCAGCCAUGUAGAUUCCCUUCUGUCCUUAGAGGGCUAUUUCCAACUUCUGUCAUCACAGAUGGAAAACAUACUAGAGGCAAGUUUACUGGAAGAUACACAAUUUGCUACUGCUAGUAGAGGCCAAGACCCAUCAUCCUCACACAAUACAAGUGUGACCCGGGCACUUUGCCACUGUUUCAGUCCUCAUGAUGCCACGCUACUAAGAACAGACUACCCCACUCAAACAAAUUCAGAAACAAGACAUUUACAAAGGCAAGAGUCUUUUCCUCAGUCAAGCUCUAAUGUCACAAAUACAGAAUCACUACUUCACGGGUCAAAUUUGACAGGGCUGUUUUCAGCUGCUGACAUUAGAAACCUAAUGGCUUACGAUGAUAAUUUUGAUGAAAAUAAACUCAUGUCUUUGGCUUUGGAGGAAGGCUUUGAUCCUGUACCAGUUUCUCAGCUCUUUGAAGAACCUGGCUCUGAUUUGGGACUGUCUUUGAAUUCAAGUCACAGCAUCGCCCCUUACUCUGUCUGCAGUGAAGGUGCUAUUGGGUACAGCAGCGACGUUAAAUCUGUUUCUUCACAUGGCUUAGGAGCUGUUGGUGGCCAUAGCCAAGAACACAGUAAAUAUGGCUAUGUGGAAUAUCCAGGUAAUUCAGAGUGUUCUAGAGAAACCACGCUUAAGGAGUUUCUUCAUAACCACAGUUACAGUCAGCUGCCAGGUCAAGCAGCAUCCACUCGGGAGCAUCAGCAGCAGACGUGGAUGGAGAAACCAAACAAAGUAAAGGAUAGGUGCCGUAAUUCUACUGAUAAAAACCUCAGCAGCAAUGAACGCCAAGCAAAAGCUCAGAGAAUACCAUUUUCGGUAGAUGAAAUUGUGAGCAUGCCCGUCGACUUGUUCAGCACCAUGCUAGCAAAGAACCAUCUGACAGAUGCUCAGGUAUCGCUUCUACGUGACAUCAGACGAAGAGGAAAGAACAAAGUUGCUGCCCAGAAUUGUCGUAAGCGUAAACUGAAUGCAAUUCUUAACUUGGAAGAAGACAUAUGUAAUCUUCAAACACAAAAGGAGAGCCUUAAAAAGGAGCACUCUCAGUGUAGCAGAUCGAUCAACCAGAUGAAGGAAAAGUUAAACAACUUGUACCAUGACAUUUUCAGUAGAUUGAGGGAUGACCAGGGCAGACCUGUUAACCCAUGCCAGUAUGUCAUGCAUUGCAGUAGCGAUGGCAGUGUUCUCGUAAUGCCUAAAUACUUGGUCCAAUCAGAACAGAAACAAGAUAAUGAAAAUGAGCCUUUUUAUUGA
Molecule: messenger RNA, 1439 nt
Organism: Antrostomus carolinensis (chuck-will's-widow)
Lineage: Eukaryota; Metazoa; Chordata; Aves; Caprimulgiformes; Caprimulgidae
Gene: NFE2L3
Product: NFE2 like bZIP transcription factor 3
Exons: 4
Biological process (GO): regulation of transcription by RNA polymerase II
Cellular component (GO): nucleus
Molecular function (GO): DNA-binding transcription factor activity, RNA polymerase II-specific; RNA polymerase II cis-regulatory region sequence-specific DNA binding
Source: RefSeq, a predicted model, not a curated record